AAACUUCAGGACUACAUGUAGUAUCACCCUCAUCCCUUCUGUGUCUCUUUGUUCCAGCUAUCUUUCCAAUUCCUUCCAUAUCUGCAUCGCCAAGAUGUAUGAAGCUCCUAUAUUAGAUUCUUCACCGAUGUCGAACAAGAAACAACUGCCCUUACACAAUCACAUUCCCCGAGCUUCACAUACCUACCACCCUAUGAUAUAUAACCUACGACCAUACAACCAUUCGUUCCAGCUAACAACCCACGAGAACACAAGCCACAAUCACAAUCUAAACCCAGCUUCACUCUCACUCCCAUCCAGACACAAACCCCAAGUGACCCCCAACCCCAAGGACCGCAAUUUCCAACCCCUCCGACCAAUUCACAUCCCCGACCAGGCCGCUCCCUCACCACCUGUCCAACCUACCGUAGACCCAACCCCGGGGCUCCACUUCCCGCGCACCCUCGGCUCCAAAGCCAAAGCAACCCGGUAGGAUCGCAACGGCAAGCGGUCGACCGGCUCCGACCCCGGUCUUCACACUUCCAAUUCCUUCCCCCGCUCACGCAACCGUCUUGAGUCGGGAUG
Messenger RNA from Aspergillus japonicus CBS 114.51, 564 nucleotides. RefSeq lists its product as uncharacterized. Lineage: Eukaryota; Fungi; Ascomycota; Eurotiomycetes; Eurotiales; Aspergillaceae. The record is from RefSeq and is a predicted model, not a curated record. The transcript has a single exon. The coding region runs from base 95 to 472 and encodes 125 amino acids.